Molecule: messenger RNA, 2460 nt
Organism: Corylus avellana
Lineage: Eukaryota; Viridiplantae; Streptophyta; Magnoliopsida; Fagales; Betulaceae
Product: transcription termination factor MTEF18, mitochondrial-like
Biological process (GO): regulation of DNA-templated transcription
Molecular function (GO): double-stranded DNA binding
Source: RefSeq, a predicted model, not a curated record
GGUUUCUACUGAUGCCCUGACUCUCAUGGACACCCCGCGACAGCAAAGUUCUAUCUUUCUUGUAUACCUGCCCGUGAACCCAUCUUCUCUGGAAUCUUCGCAUUUCAGCGAGGUAGGGACCAAGAUCUCCGGGCGUUCCGUCGUCGAUCCUCGAGACCCAAUUGGAUCAGCCCCGCUUUGCCUUCUUCCAGUUCGCGAACUCGAGUGUUUGUCGCCGUUGGAUCGGCUUGCGCUCUCAGGGGGAAAAGAAGCAAAUAGGGACGUAAACCCCUGAGUAGUCUAGCCUUGGUAAGAAAACCCCUCAAUUGAAACUUCUCAAUUUCGUGGUUUUUUGCUCUCAGCUCUGUGUGGAAAUAUGUGAUGACCCACAUGCUUUCUUCUGCUAGAAACCAAUGUCAGUUGGAUUACAACCUCUGUCUCUGUCAGAAGUACUUCUAGAUUAGCUUUUGUGCGUUACUGGGUAGAAGUCUAUAUUACUCAUAGCCUAUGAUCUAUGUUACUUAUUCCUCUUCUUAAAAGUUUCUCUCACUCCACUCUCUAUUUUCCCUUCUUGCCAUGUUAGCAUCUGGAAUCCGUAAAAAGGUGUUUAAGUUCUCUAAAAUGAUUGCCACACUUAAUCACAUUGUCCUUUUCUCUCCUGUUGUCUAUGAUCAACCAAUAACUAAGCGAAACCCAUCUUUUAUUUCGGUUAAAGUUCGAUGUUUUCGCACUUCUGGACUUACCAAUGACACAAAAGUCUCCGUUACUGAAUCAACACAAUCAUCCAGUUUCACUUCAAAACUAUCUCGGGUAGCUAGGACUGAAGCUCAGGGCGUACUCUUUGAUUAUUUGCAUUGCACUAGGAGCUUCAGCUUCACGGAUGCUGAGCACAUAAGCAAGAACUCCCCCCAUUUUCUUCAGAAUUUGCUCUCCAAGAUUGAUGGUGAGAAAGAUGUUGCUCGGUCUUUAACCAAAUUCCUGCGUUAUAAUCCCAUUAAUGAAUUUGAACCAUUUUUGGAGAGUUUGGGUUUGAGGCCAUCUGAGUUACCGAUGCUUCUCCCACGGCACUUGAUGUUUUUGAGCGAUGAUUGUGUUAUGCUUGACAACUUUCAUGUUUUAUGUGCUUAUGGGAUUCCGCGUAGUAAGAUCGGUAAAAUGUAUAAGGAAACUACAGAGGUUUUUCAAUAUGAUCAUGGGAUGUUGGCUUUAAAACUUCAAGCUUAUGAAACAUUGGGUUUGAGUAGACCCACAGUUACUAAGCUCGUUAGUUAUUGCCCUUCACUUUUGAUUGGUGGUGUUAACAGUGAAUUUGUCAAGGUUCUUGAAAGAUUGAAGAGAUUAGGGUUUGAAAUUAAUUGGAUUGGAGGGUAUUUAUCUGGUAAAAGCACCUGCUAUUGGAACAGAAUGCUUGAUACUCUGGAUUUUCUUGAUAGAGUGGGCUUUAGUGAGGAGCAGAUGCAUUGUUUGUUUAAUAAAAAUCAUGCAAUGCUGUUUCAAGGUUCUGGGAAGAAGGUGUAUUUAUUGUUUGGCCGAUUACUGAAAUUGGGUCUCAAGAUGAAUGAGAUCUAUACUCUUUUUAUACAGAAUCCUCAAAUUUUGUCAGGUAAGUGUGUGAAAAAUCUUCUGCUAGCAAUGAAUUUUCUGCUAGAUAUUGGAAUGGGAUCGGAAGACAUUGCAAGCAUCAUAUCUGCCCAUAUCCAACUUCUGUGUUCACGCACUCUGAAAAGACCCAGAACCGUAUGCAAAGAAUUGAAAGUUGGAAGAGAUGGUCUAUGUAAAAUUAUGAAGGAAGAUCCAGUGACGCUGUUUGAUUUGGCAUCUAAAGAGAAAAUAAAGAGUACUGAGCAGGCAUCUUCCGAAUAUCCUAGUAGGCGCCUGAAUAAAACAACGUUCUUGUUGAGAUUGGGUUUCAUGGAAAACUCAGAUGAGAUGACGAAAGCUUUGAAGCAAUUCCGAGGCAGAGAAGAUCAAUUACAGGAGAGGUUUGAUUGCCUGGUGCAAGCUGGUUUGGACAGCAAUGGUGCGGCGAGCAUUGUUAAACGAGCUCCUAUGGUUCUUAACUACACCAAACACAUGAUUGAAAAGAAGAUUGAUUGUUUAAGAAGCUAUUUAGGUUACCCACUAGAAUCAAUUGUGGGAUUCCCAGCAUAUUUAUGUUAUGAUAUUGAAAGAAUCAGACAAAGAUUUUCAAUGUAUGUUUGGCUGAUGGAAAGAGGUGCAGCAAAGCCAACAUUGUCCUUGAGUACUCUCCUUGCAUGCUCAGAUGCACGCUUUCAAAGAUAUUUUGUAGAUGUCCAUCCUCAAGGCCCGGCCACGUGGGAAAGUAUAAAGAACCAUCCACCUUCAAGCUAAGAACUUUUUUUAUCCUUCGUCUUAUAAAUAUUUAUUUUCUGAUGAAAAAGGCACCACAGUUGUGUAACAAGUGAAUGAACUUUCAGUUAGUUGUACCUCUAUUCUAUUAAUUUCAUCCAUUUCAUUUCA